AUGCGGGAGACUUUAUACGAGCUCAUGGCGAUAGCGCAACCGGUUCUUGAGCGUCCAGACUUGCGCAAGUACGGCGCUGUCCUCGCGCAGCAGAUGGUGAGGGUCAGCUUGCUCCUCCGGCGUGAGGGUGGGCACAGGUCCGAAAGGAAUACCCACAUUCCAGAGGCGGGAAGUCUUGCGUUAAAGCUGCUGCCAUUCGUAGACAGCCAGCAUGGCACGCUCAAGACGCGGACACUGCGAGCCCAGGCUCUGGCUUUGGCGGGCAAUCGCAGACUGGCUCUCUUGACUCUGGACAGCGUUUUAGCGGAGGCCGGCGAAAAUCUCGUAGCAGCUUUGGGCCCUACGCAGCAGGUCGACCCUUCCAACAUGCACCUCUUCGUCGAUAUAGCUGCGGCGUUACAGGCGAUCCUCGAGCUUGACCUCGUCUGGGCUACUGCAGCUAAAGGGCUGACGCCAGGGCUCGCAAGUCAAAGAGCAGAGAUGUUGCGUCUCAGCCGCAUCCUCACACCAUAUCGAGGCUUGGGAGAGAUCAGCAAUGGACCUAGCAGUCGCAGGGAGGAUGCAGCAGACCUCAGAGAAGCCAGAGCAGCAUUACAUCGUUUAUGCGACGUCCUUACACGCUACAAUCUCGCCCUACCAUGCACGUCACACGCUUUUCGUGACCUCAUGCUCGCAUUUGACGACAACGUCGCCCUGCUGAGUCAUUCAGCGCUGCGAGAAGUCGUCGAGGAUGCCCUCGCCCGUGAUUCAUAUGCUGCAUCGCGGAUACUCGUGGCUCUCGCCUCGAGCCUCGUGCGUAUGAAUCGUCUCGACCAUGCACUACUUGUAGUCAAGAUGGCGCACCAGCGUCACUUCGCUCUUCCGCCGCAAGUUGUCGAGACGCUGAUCCGCAACGCAUCUGGUGCGGGGUCGGGGCAGAUAGCAGACGCCGUCGUUGCUCUGGUCUUCCAGUCGGCAGAUCACGAGGAGGGGCACCGCAUAGCGCGUUCAACAUGGAUCGCCAUGGCGGGCUACAUUGCUCGGAAGGGCGACCAGGCCCUCCUCAAGGAGGUCUGGCGACGAAUCAUUGCCGAAUAUCCCGAUGAGGCGGGCUCUCGCCUCCUCAAAGAUCACUUCCUGGUUGUGUACGCUCGAGGCGAGGGGACGAUGGGAUUGAUGAGAAAGCAUCUCGCCGACCACUGGAUCUUGCCCGAUAGCGAGGAAACGACGGAAACGGCUCGAUUGAAGCGUCCUUUCACAGAGCACACCUACAAGACGGUCAUCCACGGCUUCUGUCAGGGAGGCAAUCUCGGGAUGGCAGAACAGUACCUCGAUUUCAUGGAUCAAGCUGGGCUCAGCGAUGCAAGCACGUACAAUACGCUCCUCCUCGCCUACGUUCAUCGUAGUGACGUUGCCAACGCGAAAAGCUUCUGGUCGCGCUAUGACUCUCGCGGAGUGACGCGCAACGCUGCCACGUACGAGAUCAUGGCCCGCCUAUUCGCGCAACGAGGCGACGUCGAGUCAGCCUUCUCACUGCUGGAUAUCCUCGAGCAGUCGGGCACUCGCCCCUCGCAAAAGAUCCUCGGCACAAUGAUCGCAGCCCUGACCCGAGCCGCAGAGUACAAGAGAGCUACGCAGCUUUUUCAGGCCAUGCUCAAGUCGGGAUCUGCAGGAGGAGGUGCUGGGCCGGACGUUGUGGCUUGGAACUCAAUGCUGAGGAUUCUAGUCACGAGGGCUGCGCCUUUCGAGAGGGUGAUGCAGCUGCUGGAGGAUAUGGAAAAAGAGGGAGUUGAGCCGGAUGACAAGACUUUUGCUCUUGCGAUGCAGAGCGCGAGUGAGGCUGGGGACUUAGCUUCUGCCGAACAUUUGUUCGCUAGGGCUGAUGGAGCUGAGGCGAAGCCGAGCGACGAGGGCACGGCAGAGCAAGAGUCGAAGAAGCAAGAGGACGAGGAAAACGACGAGACGUACGGCUUCGACGCCGCUCCGCAGCACCGAACGACGACUACGACGUCCUCUUCAUCACAGCCGGAGCAACACGACCCUCUCGUCAGCCUCAAGCAACGUCGCGCCAAUCGCUACCACUUCACAAUCCUCAUACAUGCCCUUCUUGGCGCCGGCAACGUCAGUGCGGCCAAGGAAUACUUUGACGAGAUGCAGCGCCGAGGGCUGCGUAUUGACUCCCUCUCGUGGUCAGUUCUGGCUCGCGCCUAUACCAAGUCCGACUCCGAGAGCAACCAACGUCUGGCACGCGAUAUCGUCAUGCGCAGGAUGGACGAGGCCGACCGUGCAUCCCACGACGAGUCGGACCCAGGCGUCAGGUUGAGCCCCGCUGAACCGCGAGGCAAAUCGGCAGAGAUCCUCGUCACUCCACUUCUGGUGCGAGCGGCCAAUGUGGGCGAUCUAUCGCAGGUGGAAGGCAUCAUCGGCGAGCUGGAGUCGGAUGGGAUUGAGCUGUCCAUCUCCACCAUGAAUAUCUUGCUUGACGCGUAUAGACGUACAUCGGAGAUUGGCUCGAUGCUUGCAGCAUGGGAGCGCAUCUUCAAGCGCGCGUCGGCCAACACAGGCCUCGCGUCACAAUUGCGCAUCGAGCGUCAGAAUGUGGACGGCGAUCUACGAGCAGCGAGUAAGGAGUCCAAAGGGCGCGCAAAGAUUCCCGCCAGUCGUGGUAGCUCUGCAGCAGGAAGAGCACAGCGCUAUGGCGGUCUUGGCGUGCUUUCAGACAUCGAAGUCCCUCAAGUCCAGCGCAAUGCCCUUUGCGUUUCCCUUUCCAUCGUACUCGACGCUCUCCUCUCGGCUGGUAUGCAUGAGGCCAUCGCCUCCAUCUGGUCAAGGGCGCGCGCCGCAGGCUUCGCCUUUGACCCAUCCAACUGGAACGAUCUUGCCGUCGCCUUGUGCAGGGUGAAGCGGGUGCCAGAUGCGCUGCGCGUUGUCGAGAGAGUGCUGAAUGAGGUCCGAGGCGCCCAAGGAGAGGAGAGGGAGAUGCUGUUCAGGUUGAGGGAGAAGAGGAGGGAGGCAGAGGAGAGGAGGCGAUCAGAGCAGGAGUGGAAGGCGCGCCUUCAGCAGCAAGAGGAGGGAAAGGCUGCCUCUACAUCAGCAGGAGCAACGGCAAGCGCCGAAGAAAGCUUGCUAGCCGCCGCCGCUCCGUCACAAGCUAGCCUAUUGAGCGACCAAGCCGCAGACGCCCCGCGGCCUUCUCUCAAUGCUUCGACUUCGCACGUCCUGAAGAUGGAGCAGUCUCGACCAGACGAUCAAGUCCUUUCUCCGACUUCGUCUGCACAACGUCGCAAGGACAUCGUGCGACGCGAACGUAAUGCUGCACAUCGCAGCGAAGCUGAGGCGGCUGCCGCUGAGGAGGAAGCGGAUGAGGAUGAGGAGGGUAGUGAGGACGAGUCUUCGGAGGCAUUGGAAGCCGAGGAGGCGCAGAAGGAAGACAGCACCACCGCUGAAGAGAAGAGGUCCACAGGCUGGAGGCUUCCCAUACCCUCUGCUACCCGCUCACCGCUAGAUGUCGAUCCCGACGAGCGACUGCGCAGCAUGUCUCGCGAGGCUGCAGCCCGAAGAGGCGGAGGCGUGUCCACUGCCACUUUCUUGCAGCAGCAGAGAGAGCGUCGUGAACACAUGCGUCGUCGACGAGGUGGCGACAUUAUCGAUCCUGAUGACGAGGAGCUCGGCAGGACGGCAGGAAAGGGCGGCAAGGACAAGAGAGGUGCCCAGAGGAAGAGGCAGCAUCCCAUUCUCGAGGCACUCGCCCGGCAGAGACGCUAUGAUGACAGUCAGGCGGUGUGGGUCGCUGAGUGGCGGACAUUGGAUGAGGUCAGGGAGGCCUUGCAGCGGUACGGGGAUGAGGAGAGCAAAGCGCAAGCUCACGUCGACUCUGGAGGAAAGGCCGACCUCUCGAACAAGGCUGGUCAUUCAGCAGCUGCAUCGACGUCUGGGGAUGCGGACGACCUCAUCGAGGCUCUCUUGUCACGCUUCCCUCUUGCUAGGGACGUCCUUGACCUGCAGUGGGAGAAGCAGAGGGCCGAGAUGGCUAAGCAGCGUGAGAUGGAGGCGCGGGUCAGAUUCGAUGAGGCGGCGCGCUUGACCUGA
Molecule: messenger RNA, 4068 nt
Organism: Jaminaea rosea
Lineage: Eukaryota; Fungi; Basidiomycota; Exobasidiomycetes; Microstromatales
Exons: 1
Coding region: 1-4068 (1355 amino acids)
Molecular function (GO): protein binding
Source: RefSeq, a predicted model, not a curated record